AUGGCCAGGGUUAAUCUCACCACAGUGAGUGAGUUCAUUCUCAUGGGCUUCACUGACUACCCCAGGCUGCAGAUGCUCUUCUUUCUGGUGUUUCUGAGUUUCUAUCUAGUCACCCUUCUGGGGAAUGUGGGGAUGAUCAUUCUGAUCCAACUGGAUGUCCAACUCCACACGCCAAUGUAUUUCUUCCUGAGCCACCUCUCCCUGCUUGAUGCCUGCUACACCUCAGUCAUCACCCCUCAGAUCCUGGCCACACUGACCACAGGCCAGACGGUCAUCUCCUUUGGCCAAUGUGCUGCCCAGUUCUUCUUCUUUACCAUUUGUGCAGGUACAGAGUGUUUCCUGCUGACAGUGAUGGCCUACGACCGCUACAUUGCUAUUAGCAACCCACUGCUCUACACUGUGGCCAUGAAUCCCAGAAUCUGCUGGAGGUUAGUGGUGGGAGCCUAUGUCUGUGGGGUGUCAGGGGCCAUCCUGCGUACCACAUGCACCUUCACCCUCUCCUUCUGUGACAACAAUCAGAUCAACUUCUUCUUCUGUGACCUCCCACCCCUGCUGAAGCUUGCCUGCAGUGACACAACAAGCACUGAAAUUAUCAUUAUCUUCUUCGGCAACUUUGUGAUUUUGGCCAAUGCCUUGGUCAUCUUGAUUUCCUACCUGCUCAUCAUCAGGGCCAUUUUGAGAGUGAAGUCUUCAGGUGGCAGGGCCAAGACUUUCUCCACGUGUGUCUCCCACCUCACCGCUGUGGCCCUUUUCUUUGGGUCCCUCAUCUUCAUGUAUCUGCAGACUGGCUCCAGCAAAUCCCCAGAGGAGUACAAGGCUGUGUCUGUCUUCUACACUGUGAUCAUCCCCAUGUCGAACCCUUUCAUCUACAGCCUGAGGAACAAGGAUGUGAAAGCAGCCUUCAAGAAGGUCACUGGUAGACUGCAGGUGUCCCAGAAAAUGUAG
Messenger RNA from Rhinolophus ferrumequinum (greater horseshoe bat), 945 nucleotides. Its product is annotated as olfactory receptor 9I1. The coding region runs from base 1 to 945 and encodes 314 amino acids. The record is from RefSeq and is a predicted model, not a curated record. The transcript has a single exon. Gene Ontology annotation, biological process: sensory perception of smell; G protein-coupled receptor signaling pathway. Gene Ontology annotation, cellular component: membrane. Gene Ontology annotation, molecular function: G protein-coupled receptor activity; olfactory receptor activity; odorant binding. Lineage: Eukaryota; Metazoa; Chordata; Mammalia; Chiroptera; Rhinolophidae.